Molecule: messenger RNA, 1734 nt
Organism: Triticum turgidum subsp. durum (durum wheat)
Lineage: Eukaryota; Viridiplantae; Streptophyta; Magnoliopsida; Poales; Poaceae
Source: the annotation of a GenBank genome assembly
AUGGAGCCUGAGCUCCAAAAUGCCUCACUCCGACCGACAUUUUUUUGUUUUUAUGGAGGCUCUUGCGAAGAGGUGGUAAUCGGAGAAGUGGAGGAAGAACGUUUGAGAAAAUAUGAAGAGCAGUGUUUGAUGAAAGAGGAGGAGGAUAGGAAGGCAGAGGAAGCAACAAAGAGGAGGAAGGAGAGUGAAGAGGAGAUGUUGCUAAAGAAGUUGCAGGGAAGGUAUGUUGUGCAGGCAGCAACUCGGCAAGCAGAGCGAGCAGCGGCUGGGCUAGAUUUCCAGCCUUCUCUGUCUGCUAAGGAUCUUCGCCACACCAGCGAGCCAGACCCAAGAGUGCAUCCGUCUUCAAGCACCAUAAGUCACCGUCUCAGGUUCAACCACUUGGACUGUCAUGAGAACAAGGAGCAUGCCCUACGAAUUAAAGAUGCUGAAACGAGUGGUCUUGGGAGCUCAUCAGGAAAGGAUGCCAUGAUUAGGGGAAAUCAAAGUAAUGAAGCUGGCAAUGGUGAGAGAACAUCUGGAGAAGGGGUUAGUCCUAUGGCACAAGAGCUUGUAGAACCUGCACCUGACAAUGUCCAUAUUGACGCGGUUUUCAUUACAGAAGUUAGUGGCUCCAUGUCCCAGCCUGAUUUCCACUCCUCGCUGAUGGCAUCUGAAAGGAUCGUGCCUGGCUUGGAAGACGGCGAGGCAGCUCUCCGCAGGACUUCAUCCAGAGAUGUUUUGUCAAGUGAAAGAUCAGAUGUUUCUCAAUCCAGCUUAACAUCUGUGUUGCCUGCUACUUCAAGUGCAUCAUCCAUCAUUGGAGAAUCAAUUCCAGAUGCAACUGCUAGCAGAGAAGAUGUUCCAACCAUAUUCAGCGUGUCACAUGGUCAGAUUGGUGGAAGUACAGUGCAUGAAGACAUGGUUAGCAUUUUCUCAAAUGAUGGCCCAGAACACUCUAGAGAUUCGAGUAAUGGUGAAACAAGAAGAAAUCAUAGAAGGGUCCUAUGGGAUUCAUUUUCAAGACGUGGUUCUAGAGGUUAUCUAGAUUCAGACACUGAUGAUCUGGGAUUUUACAGUAGAUGGCUAGACCUUGGUGAUGAUCUUUUUGGAGAUGAGGUUGAGGAGGCACGAUACUUUCAUCGUAGACGCCAUGGUUCAAUCAGAGUAAACCAGUAUUCAAGAUCUCGGAUUAGGGAGCACCGUCGUGCUAUUUUUGAUAGUGGGAACGGACAAAGUACUGCUGCUUGUCCUUUGGGGAUUCACCAAAUUGGCAGAUGCACCUGUGAUGCAUUCUUGGUUGCUGAAGAAUCUAGUGCUCGUGCAAGUAUAUCAAGAAUUGUCAUGUUAACGGAGGCAUUAUUCGAGGUAUUGGAUGAGAUUCACCGGCAACCCUCAUCACUUUCACUUUCCAUGGCCUCUGCUCAAGCGCCAGAGGCUGUGGUUAAUUCAUUACCAUGUAAGAGCUACAAAAAGCUUGAGACAGCCCAAUGCAGUGCUGAUAUGGAACAGUGCCAUAUCUGCUUAACUGAAUAUGAGGAUGGAGAUCAGAUAAGAAGUCUCCCAUGCAAACAUGAGUUUCACCUGCAGUGUGUCGACAAGUGGCUCAAAGAAAUACACAGGAGGGCGCUGUGCGGACGGAUGCCUUGCAGCCCGGAUUCCGCACGAGGCCACACGGCUGGUCCUGGUCGUGUCUCUGUAGCGCCAGAGAAGAAUAAGAGCAUCUCCAGCUCUUCAGCCUCCAAGAGGUGCUAA